Rosa rugosa (rugosa rose) is the source of this 4772-nucleotide messenger RNA. RefSeq lists its product as uncharacterized. The transcript is spliced from 17 exons. The record is from RefSeq and is a predicted model, not a curated record. The coding region runs from base 313 to 1656 and encodes 447 amino acids. Lineage: Eukaryota; Viridiplantae; Streptophyta; Magnoliopsida; Rosales; Rosaceae.
AGCCGUUUCACACGUCUCGUUACCGCUUCUGGUUCCUACAGCAACAAUUUGUCCCCAUUUGGCCCUGCUCUUCUCUCUCAUUUCCCUAAACAUUUCAUUUCAAAACCGUCCCCUUCUCUCUCUCUCUCUCUCUCUCUCACUCUGUGCGAAUAGGGUUUGGAGCUUCGGAAUCCUAAUUCCACCGACUUCAGACUACGCUACUCUCUCUGCAACCAAUGGCAAUGCUCGCCGGCCGAUCACCCUCACUUUGCGCAUUGCUGAGGUCAUAAUCCGGUCGAUCGUGGCCGGUGAUCAUCGGUUCGAUUCGCAGCCAUGUUCGAAGCACACGUCCUCCAUUUGCUUAGAAGAUAUUUGGGGGAAUAUGUUGAAGGACUCUCUGUCGAAGCUUUAAGAAUAAGUGUUUGGCAAGGUGAUGUUGUUCUCAAAGAUUUGAAAUUAAAGGCAGAGGCCCUAAAUUCACUAAAACUUCCAGUCACUGUAAAAGCUGGUUUUAUUGGUACCAUUACAUUAAAGGUUCCAUGGAAAAGUGUGGGCAAAGAACCUGUGAUUGUUCUCAUUGACCGUGUAUUCAUCCUUGCUCAUCCUGUUACUGAUGACAGGACUCUCAAGCAAUCUAAUGGAAAUUCAUGGCUAGGUUCCCUUAUUGCUACUAUUAUUGGGAAUCUAAAGAUAUCAAUUAGCAAUGUACAUAUAAGAUAUGAGGAUUUGUCAGGACAUCCUUUUUGUUCGGGUGCCACUUUAGCCAAACUUGCUGCUGUUACGAUGGAUGAAGAAGGGAAUGAAACAUUUGAUACCAGUGGUGCUCUUGAUAAGUUGCGAAAGGUUCAUAUGAUUCUUUGGGAAGGUGACAUGACGCUUAAGACAAAGCUUCACUCUCUAAAAAUCAAAGAUGAGCUUCAAGGUCGUCUCUCUACAACCCCACAGUAUUUAGCUUGUUCUGUGCUGAAGAGUGACAAUUUAGUUUCAUCCCCCGGCAUAAUUGCUCCACAUUGGAAAGAAAUGUCUGUUUUACUUCAUGAGGAGGAUGAUAAUUUUACGGAUGCUUUGCCAGAUUUUAUGUCUGUAUCAGAUGCAGGCUUUGGUUCACCAACUUCAGAUACGGUUUCAUGUGUAACAACUGAGGACAUCAAUGAUGCUGCUGGAUUUGCAUCUGCAGAAGGCUUAGUCCUUGAAAAGAAUCUUGUUAAGGCAAGGUGCAUUUCUGCUGAGGAAUUUUAUGAGGCGGAGGGUAGUGACUAUUCCAAUUUUGUAUCUCUCACCUUCUCGACUCUGAGUUCUAGUUCACCUCAUUAUGAUGGUAUUGACGCCCAGAUGAGCAUCCGUAUGUCAAAACUGGAAUUCUUCUGCAACAGACCUACUUUGGUCGCUUUAAUUGUUUUUGGCCUGGACUUAAGCUCUGUGUACAGUGAGGAAAGUACUGCAGACAUUACUGAAGGUUCAGGUGACAAAUCUUUGACGAACAAAGAAAAAACUGAAGAAAUUGGGCGUGUCAAAGGAUUGCUGGGUUAUGGUAAAGGUCGUGUAGUAUUUUAUUUGAACAUGAACGUGGACAGUGUGACUGUUUCUCAACAAGGAGGAUGCUUCUCUGCUUGCGACGUUUGUGCAAGAAAGUUUUGUGCUAGAUCUGAAGGUCCACCCAAGUUCUCUUUCCAUUGAAGGCACCCUAGGAAAUUUUAGACUCCGUGAUAUGUCUCUUGGAGAAGAUAACUGUUGGGCUUGGCUAUGUGAUAUACGCAAUCCAGACGUGGAAUCCCUUAUCAAGUUCAACUUUAAGUCUUACAGUGCUGAAUAUGGUUGCCUGUUGGUUUCAACUUCUUAUUUUGAGAGGAAAACAACUCCAAGUCUUCAAAGAGAUUUGGAGAAUGAGAAUGUAGUUGAUAGAGACAUAGGUUUCUAUAUUGGUCUGGGCCCCAAAGGUGUUUGGCAGGGCAUACGGGCAUUGCUUCCAUUGUCAGUUGUUCCAAAAUUGUUACAGGAUGAUUUUAUUGCACUGGAAGUUAUGCUGAAAAAUGGCAGGAAACAUGCUAUUUUCAGGGGUCUUGCAACAGUUGUAAAUGAGACUGAUGUUACAUUGAAACUUUCAGUAUGUGGUGCUUCUCUGAUUCAAGUUUAUGAUUCCUCAUCUGGAACAAGUGGAAACAUAAAUCGCCCUAGGAAUGAUGUCUCUGCCAUAAACCCUGGAGGUUCAUUUGUUUUACCUUGGAAAAGUACAUCAAGUGAUUCUGACCAGUGCUUACAAUUUGCCCUUCUGUUGAUCAUCCUCAGCGUCCAUAUUCCUGGGGUUCUGUUGUUGCGGUGGGAUCUGGUUAUGCAUCUGGAAAGGACUUGACGGUUAUGGAUCAGGUUUCACUUUCAGGACAGUAUACUUCAAAGCAAGAAAAUACGAUGCCUAAUGUUACAUUUCAGUUGAAUCAGCUUGAGAAGAAAGAUAAACUUCUGUGUUGUACUAGUAACGUAAAUAAACAACUUUGGCUUAGUGUUGGGGCAGAUGCCUCAGUUCUUCAUACUGAACUCAACGCACCUGUUUAUGAUUGGAGAAUCUCUGUCAAUUCUCCUAUGAAGUUGGAAAACAGACUUCCCUGUCCGGCUGAAUUCACCAUUUGGGAAAAGAUAAAAGAAGGAAAGUGUAUUGAGCGCCAGAAUGGUAUGAUCUCUUCACGUGGCGGUGUUCAUAUAUAUUCAGCAGACAUUCAGAAACCGAUAUAUCUCACCUUGUUUGUUCAGGGUGGCUGGGUCAUGGAGAAGGGCCCCAUUCUUGUUUUGAAUCUAUAUUCUAAUGAUCAUGUCUCAUCAUUCUGGAUGGUUCACCAGAAAAGUAAAAGGAGACUGCGAGUGAGUAUUGAACGUGACAUGGCAGGGACCACUGUUGCACCCAAAAUCAUAAGGUUUUUUUGUUCCUUAUUGGAUCAUUAAUGAGUUAUCUAUUUCUUUGGCGUAUCGAGUGGUGGAAGUGGAGCCUUUGGACAAUGCAGAUCCAGAUUCCCCAAUUGUUUCUAGAGCAGUCAACUCUGCAAAGACAGCUUUAAAAAGUCCUACAACCUCCAUGGAAAGGAAGCAUUCAGCUGCAAGGAGAAACAUUCAAGUACUUGAAGUUAUUGAGGAUACUAGUCCUGUUCCUAACAUGCUUUCUCCGCAAGACUACAAAAGCUGCAGUGGAGCUAUGCUGUUUUCAUCUCAAAAAGAUGUGUAUCCGUCCUCUCGAGUUGGCCUUUCUGUUGCGAUUCGCCAUUCGGAAAUUUACAGUUCUGGAAUAUUUCUUCAUGAGCUUGAAAAGAAGGAAUGGCUUGAUGUAAAAGCAUUCAGUUCAGAUGGAUCUUAUUACAUGCUUUCAGGUUCUUAGUUAUAUAUACCGGAAUUUUUAUAAAACUUUUACCUUGGAAGGAAAGCAAGGGUGUAGAGGACUUUGGUGAUGUUAUUAGAGAAGGAGGUGGAGCACUGGCAAAAGGCUUCUUCAGAGGGGUCACUGGCAUAUUGACAAAACCACUUGAAGGUGCUAAGUCUUCUGGUGUUGAGGGUUUUGUUCAAGGUGUUGGAAAAGGAUUAAUUGGUGCAGCUGCACAACCGGUGAGUGGGGUUCUGGAUCUUCUGUCAAAAACUACUGAAGGUGCUAAUGCAAUGAGAAUGAAGAUAGCAUCAGCUAUAACUUCUGAAGAUCAACUCCUCCGUAGACGACUGCCGCGUGUAAUUAGUGGUGAUAAUAUACUUAGACCAUAUGACGACUACAAAGCUCAAGGACAGGUUAUAUUGCAGCUGGCAGAAUCAGGUUCAUUUUUCCUCCAGGUUGAUCUAUUUAAAGUACGUGGGAAGUUUGCGUUAUCAGAUGCUUAUGAAGAUCACUUUUUAAUCCGCAAAGGAAAAGUUCUUGUGGUCACUCAUCGAAGAGUGAUACUGCUGCAACAACCCAAUACUAUUUCUUAGAAGAAGUUCAACCCAGCUAGGGAUCCCUGUUCGGUAUUGUGGGAUGUACUUUGGGAUGACCUGGUGACAAUGGAACUGGCAUUUGGAAAAAAAGACCACCCAAAAGCUCCACAUUCGCUGCUCAUUCUUUAUUUACGUGAUAGAUCAACCGAGAUGAGGGAGCAAGCUCGUGUAAUAAAGUGCAUCCGUGACACCCCCCAGGCUUUUGAAGUGUACAACGCAAUUGAAUGAGCAAUGAGCAUUUAUUGACCAAACAAAACAAAGGAAAGGCCAACAAAAAAUGUGACAAAGCCAUAUUCACCGCUUGCUGAUAGCACCGGUGCUGAAGUUAACCCAAAAGAAGGGCUUAGCUCCUUGUCACCCCGACCGAUGCCACUUCCUCUUUCAAUGUUUGGCAGGAGUGCCAACUGAGUUUCAAAAUCAUUUCUCGUGGGGAAAUAUGCUUUUUGGCUACCUGCUCUGGUUAAAUCACAAGAUCCAAAUUAAUAGGGUUUUGUUUAGCCAGCAUCGCGUCUGGUAAUGAAGAAUGAAGUGGUUUGUGAUGCAAGAACUCAUCCGAGGAUUACUAAACAUUGAUCUGUGACCAGGUUAUCACAAACUUGUAUAGGUUUUGACAUUCCAUGUGUAUAUAUGUCUUAGAGUAGUCGAUGUAUACGUACAACUCUACUUUACGCAGUCAGCUUAAAAGAUCUGCACACAUUGUAGGCCAGCUCCAUAUAUGAUGCAAUAUUAUUGACAGAUAGGCUUAGGAGGUAAAUUCCUACAUGUUACUCCUUGUUUUCGUGUACAAUGUGUGUCUGAAUUGCUUUCACAGAAAAAGUUUCAUCAAUUCAAUUAUGAGCUGUAUUAACUCA